UUGACUGUAAACGUCCAGGACAUGGGCUGCUUGGGAGGCAAGACGGACGAAGAACGCCUGGACGAGAAAGUCAAACGAGAAGCCAACAAAAAGAUCGACCGACAACUCCAAAAGGAACGGCAAGCCUACAAAGCCACGCACAGACUUUUACUGCUGGGAGCGGGCGAGUCCGGCAAGAGCACCAUCGUCAAGCAGAUGAGGAUCCUUCACGUCGAUGGUUUCAAUGCCGAGGAGAAGCAGCAGAAGAUUCAAGAUAUCAGGAAGAACGUAAAGGACGCCAUCGUGACCAUAGUGACGGCGAUGAGCACCUUGACUCCGCCCGUGCCUUUGAGCGAACCCGCCAACCAGUACCGACUGGACUACAUGAAGGGCAUCGCGCCUCUUUCUGACUUUGAAUACACGGAGGACUUUUUCGAGCACGCUCAAAAGCUGUGGGAGGACGAGGGCGUCAAGGCGUGUUACGAGCGGGCCAACGAGUACCAGCUGAUUGACUGCGCUCAGUACUUUCUGGACCGCUUGAACUCUGUGAGAAGGCCCGACUACACUCCGACCGACCAGGAUUUGUUGCGCUGCCGAGUUCUGACUUCGGGGAUUUUCGAAACCAGAUUUCAAGUGGACAAGGUCAACUUUCAUAUGUUUGACGUGGGAGGACAACGAGAUGAACGCAGGAAGUGGAUUCAGUGCUUCAACGACGUGACGGCCAUCAUCUUCGUGGCGGCGAGCAGCAGUUACAACAUGGUCAUCCGAGAAGACAACUCCACCAAUCGCCUGCAAGAGUCUCUGGACCUCUUCCGGUCCAUUUGGACCAACAGGUUUUUGAAGACCAUUUCGGUCAUUUUGUUCCUGAACAAACAAGAUGUGCUCGCUGACAAAAUACUGGCAGGGAAAUCCAAACUGGAAGAUUAUUUCCCGGGAUACGCCAACUAUGCCGUUCCUCCCGAUGCUGUUCCGGUCCCGGACGAAGACGCCAGGGUGACCCGAGCCAAAUUUUUCAUCCGAGAUGAGUUUCUGAGGAUCAGCACGGCCAGCGGCGACGGCAAACACUACUGCUACCCUCACUUCACGUGCGCCGUGGACACAGAAAACAUUCGGCGCGUCUUUAACGACUGCCGCGACAUCAUCCAGCGUAUGCACCUGCGACAGUACGAGCUCCUCUGA
Messenger RNA from Nerophis lumbriciformis (worm pipefish), 1158 nucleotides. The record is from RefSeq and is a predicted model, not a curated record. Lineage: Eukaryota; Metazoa; Chordata; Actinopteri; Syngnathiformes; Syngnathidae.